Molecule: messenger RNA, 1424 nt
Organism: Nasonia vitripennis (jewel wasp)
Lineage: Eukaryota; Metazoa; Arthropoda; Insecta; Hymenoptera; Pteromalidae
Exons: 1
Coding region: 59-1276 (405 amino acids)
Source: RefSeq, a predicted model, not a curated record
AUUUUUCUCCGUAGUUCACUCGACAGCCUACUAUAGCACGGACACUAUAGGCGGUACAAUGUCGCAAACGAGCAGCAGCAGUAGAAGCAGUCACAGAGGAUUGACGGUACAAGAGGUUACCACUUUGAUCAGCGAUGCUUUCCCAUCGAAAAACCUGGAAGUCGUGAACUUCAGUCUGAAACCUUUCUCCUCCGAUAAGCUCGGCUAUCUGGGUGUGCACGAGCUGCUGACUGUCGAGUCACGUGCGCGCGACGGAGAUGUAAAAAGUUUCACGUUCUUCGUGAAGUCAGUGGCGCCAACUUGCAACGAUUUCGAUCUCAUGAUCUUCAGCGAAGAGGCCAACUUUUUUGGUAAGGUAGUGCCACGGCUGCUUUGGGACGAGAGCGAGGAAUUCUGGGCUGCCAAGUGCUACUUGGCGCGAGACGAUCUGAUGGUAUUGGAGGAUCUCAGGGCAGAAGGGUUCAAGGUCAACAGCUGCCUGUUGCAGGACUGCCAACUGCGCGGUGCGAUGGUAAGCGUAGCUCGUUUUCACGCCGCCUCGAUGUUACUAGAAUGGAAAUCCCGCGAGCCUCUGAACAAAGUCUACCCGGGCUUUUUCAAGGAGAAGGUAUUUUUAAACGACGGCGGCUUCGCCUGGAAGUGGCUACUGGCGGGGAUCGAAGUCGCCGAAGCUGUGGCCUUGAAACUUGGCCUCGAGCCUAAGCACGCUUCCGCCGCUUAUCACAUGAUGCUGGAGAGCGUGAAACCCUCGAAGGAUCAGAGAAACGUCCUGUGUCACGGUGACUUAUGGUCCAACAACAUGCUGUUCAAGGAGAGCGAAGAAGAUGGGACUAGCUGCUGCAAACUCGUCGACUUUCAGCUCGUGGGAUAUGCUUGCUAUACGAUAGACGUUAUGCAACUUUUGCACCUGAACACGAAUGCGACCACGAGGAAAAGACUGGAGAGGGAAUUGAUCCAGCUGUAUCACUCUGUGCUCGCGGAAAAUCUUCGAAAGGGAGGUUUGGAGGAGAACAGGAUAAUCGGCUUGGAAGAAAUUUUCAGAGAUACGGAGAGCAAGAGAAUAUGCGGUAUCGUAGCCGCCGUGCAAUAUUUUCCCGUCGCAUUGUUGAAUAAGGAAUUGGCGUUGGAAUAUUGCAGGGACGUCAACAAGUUGGAGGAAUACAUGUACUCCAGUCGCAAGGAUUUUGUUUUUCGCGCCAUGACGCUGGACGAGAAUUAUAGGGUCAGAGUUGAGGAAUGUGUUAGAGAGCUGUCGGAAUUCAUGCAGAACGUUUGAAUCAGUGCCUUGAAAAUCAGAGAUAUAACAAAAGUGUUCUUGGUGUUACAUCUGUAUAUUUAGAAAAUAUAUGUAGACGAUCAUAUAAAAUGUUAUGCAUAUUUUUAUACCUUUUGAUGGUUGAAUAAAUAGUUUGUUCCCUUUGGAA